Mus musculus (house mouse) is the source of this 2437-nucleotide messenger RNA. RefSeq names its product PILR alpha associated neural protein (gene Pianp). Gene Ontology annotation, cellular component: membrane. The record is from RefSeq and is a predicted model, not a curated record. The coding region runs from base 489 to 1325 and encodes 278 amino acids. Lineage: Eukaryota; Metazoa; Chordata; Mammalia; Rodentia; Muridae. Gene Ontology annotation, biological process: regulation of immune response. The transcript has 6 exons.
GCCCCUACCCGUAGGGAGCAGACUCUGCCCUCCCAGUGCCAGCUCCGCGUCCUUCGCCCCCCGCCCCUCCUGGCGCGGUCUCCAGCCGCCUCCAGUCUCCCAGAGCUCCUUUCCACAGUGCCCUCCAUCCCUCCGCUGUCCUGACUCCAUCCUACCCUCUUGGUGCAGCAGUCAACGUCUCCGCGCCUGCCACCAUCCCGCCUUUAGCUCAUCCUGCAGCUUCGGGCAUCCUCCUGCCUCAGGUCCCCUUUCCGCUCUGGGUGCUCCCUCCAAAUCCCUUGGCCGAUCGUUUCCUUAUUUUUCCCGGUUCGCACCGCUUUCCAACCCUAUCCAGGGAGCGCAGGCCUGUGGGAUUGGCGGGAUUGGGGGGCUCUGCUAGAGAUGGGGCCCGGUUCCCCCACCCCACCCCCAGUUCGUCUUCUGCGCACAACAGUAAAGGCCAAAAAUCUGGGUCACAGCUGAGGAAGAUCUCAGAUCCAGAGUGCAGAAUGUGGUCUGCUCAACUGCUGUCCCAACUCCUCCCUCUCUGGCCACUGCUGUUGCUGUCCGUAUUACCACCUGCUCAGGGCUCCUCCCAUCGAUCCCCACCAGCCCCAGCCCGCCCCCCCUGCGUCCGGGGUGGGCCCUCAGCCCCUCGCCAUGUGUGUGUUUGGGAGCGGGCGCCUCCGCCAAGCCGAUCCCCACGGGUCCCAAGAUCACGUCGGCAGGUUGUGCCAGGCACUGCCCCUCCUGCUACCCCAUCAGGCUUUGAAGAGGGGCCUCCCUCAUCUCAGUACCCUUGGGCUAUAGUGUGGGGUCCCACAGUAUCUCGGGAGGAUGGAGGGGACCCCAACUCGGUCAAUCCUGGAUUUCUGCCUCUGGACUAUGGUUUUGCAGCCCCACAUGGGCUGGCUACUCCGCACCCUAACUCAGACUCCAUGCGGGAUGACGGAGACGGGCUCAUCCUUGGGGAAACACCUGCUACCUUGAGGCCCUUCCUGUUUGGAGGGCGUGGAGAAGGUGUGGACCCUCAGCUUUAUGUCACGAUCACCAUAUCCAUCAUCAUCGUUCUUGUGGCUACCGGCAUCAUCUUCAAGUUCUGCUGGGACCGUAGCCAGAAGCGGCGCAGGCCCUCAGGGCAGCAAGGUGCCCUGAGGCAGGAGGAGAGUCAGCAACCACUGACAGACCUGUCUCCUGCUGGAGUCACUGUGCUGGGGGCUUUUGGGGACUCGCCUACCCCCACCCCUGACCAUGAGGAACCCCGAGGGGGACCCCGGCCUGGGAUGCCCCAGCCUAAGGGGGCUCCAGCCUUCCAGUUGAACCGGAUUCCCCUGGUGAAUCUGUGAUGCCCCCCCAUGUUGGGGUGCUGCCAAGCAGGAGGCCAAGUGGCCAGCAUAGCCACCAUCCACUGAGGGUGGGGCAACCCUGGGGAAUUGGGGCCAUGGUGGGGGGCUCCUAGCUCCUGUCCUUGCACACAACCUGGGACACUCACUAAUCCCAUGGGCAAGCCCAAGCGUUUGUCCUCCAGUGACUGGGGUCUCCCAUUCCCACCCUUGCACAUUCACAUGAAAGCCUUGCACACUCACCCACACCCUCACAGGCCAUAGCACAGUCACGCUCUCCACGCUGCUCCUCUGCCGUGUCCCCAUUCACGUCUGCUCAGCCGGCUCCUAGCUCUCUCCCUCGUGUUGCCUAUGUCCUGCCCCCUUUACAUUCUCUGUGCCCAUCUCAGACUGGGCACGAGCAUUUCUGGCUCCAAUAUAUGGCAUAGUGUGCCCACUCUGCCUCAUCAGCACCCACUGGUCUAGCUUCUGUGGCCCUUGCAUGCUGCCCUAGAGGUGGGUGGGAGGUGAGCUAGGGGCUCCUUGUACCAUUUGUCAUGGCCCCAUUCACAUCUGUGUCUUUCCAUUCCAUUCCAAGGAUGCUGGUAUUACUGAGGGCUCCCCCACAGGAACGGGGGUAGUGAGGCCCAGUUGUUAAACUCUGUCAUCAGAAGUCUGGGUUUGGGGGAGUCUCCUGCUGCACUACAUGAGAAGGGACUCCCAUGUCCUCCCUUCCCUCCCAAGUCCCUUGUUUUGUCGGUCCUGGCUGUCUGUGUGUAUGUGUCUGUAUGGAAUUCGGAGCCCCCUCAACAGGUCCUCCAUCUCCCACCCUCCCCUAAGGCCUCCCUUAAUGUACCUAGGCUGCCAGGAACUGAAGCCAGCUGGUUCAAGGCCAUUGGGAGCUCUGCCUCCAUAUCCACCCUUCUCUCCCUGAGCCCCUCACGUUCCCUCCUCCCCUCUCCCUUUUCCGUUUUUUCAGAUUCUUCCAGUUUCUCGCUCACCUCUCCAGCUCCCUUCUCCCUCUUACCUGGCUCCUAUGCUGUGAUAUAUAUUUUUGUAUUAUCUCUUUCUUCUUGUGGUGAUAAUCUUGUGGGAUGUAAGUUUCAAAAUUUUCAAAUAAAGCCUUUGCAAGAUAA